GAUAGAUCAACAAUGUACGCAUCGUUUAUUAACCAAGAGAGUAUAGGUCAUUAUGUCACUAUUAUAAAACUCUCAAUGAAUUCAUUAUCGGCACUUGAAUUUUCUCCAACUCAGCAAUUAUUUCGCCCGAUAAAUCAGUGAAAAAACUUGUCCACGCGAGAUAGAGAAAAUAGGUGGAAAAUAAUUAUGUAUUCAUCUCUACGGUUUAGCAAAAUCUAAAAGAAUAAAGAUAUAAACAGCAAGCCCCAGCGACACCACACGAGCUAACCGGAAGUGAUGGGACGUGGAUGAACUGUGAACUCCAGGACUCAUACCUCAGACGGUCUAUGCUGUUAGUCAAGGGUAGAUCGAGCAAAGAAUCCGGCGAAAAUGGAGAUCGAAAUAGUUGGAGCAAAAAAAUUAAACUCCAUAAUUACUGUCAGAGUAACCGAAAGCACAACAAUAGGUGAUAUAAAAAAAGAAUUGAAUAAACAGAAGAAGGCCCCUUACGUAGCUCGCCAGUGCCUCCGGACGGAUCCAAAAGGCAAGUCAUUGUCAGACUCUGAGACAGUGAAGUCAUUGGGUCUCAGUAAUUCUUCGCAACUAUACUAUAAAGACUUGGGCCCCCAAAUCGGCUGGAAAACAGUUUUUCUGGUUGAAUAUGCUGGACCCUUGUUUGUCUACAUCUGGGUGUACACGCGACCCUGGAUAUUCUACGGAGAAACCAAUCAAGAAGCAAAGCCCGUUGUCCACUAUGCUGCAGUCUGCUGGACAAUUCACUACGCCAAGAGGCUGUUCGAGACGAUUUUUGUCCAUCGUUUCAGUCAUGCAACGAUGCCCCUCAGAAAUUUAUUUAAAAAUUGCUUAUACUAUUGGCUGUUUACUAUGUAUGUCGCCUAUCACGUAAAUCAUCCACUGUACACCGAACCAAGUGGAGCUGCAUCAGCAAUUGGUCUUGCAAUUUUCGUAAUAUGUGAGUUAGGUAAUCUGAGUAUUCACCUGGCCCUGAGGGACCUCAGACCAGCAGGCACAGCAGUCAGAAAAAUUCCAGUGACCACUGGUAAUCCAUUUACAUCACUCUUCAAUUCUGUCUCCUGUCCUAAUUACACCUACGAAAUUGGCAGUUGGAUUGGAUUCACCAUUAUGACUAAAUGCCUUCCAGCUGCACUCUUUGCAUUCGCCGGUGCUUACCAAAUGAGCGUGUGGGCCCUGGCAAAACAUCGAGCUUACAAAAAAGAAUUUUCCGAUUACCCCAAAGGUCGAAAAGCUAUUAUUCCGGGUUUAUUCUAAACAAUUGAUUCCUCUAUGUCUCUUUAUUGAGCUUAAAAUUUUAUUCUAUUUAUAUCUGAGUACUAUUUAAUUAAGGUAAUCGAUCCUUAUUCGGCUCCCUUUUUCAUUGUCUUAAUAAAUCAUAUUUUGUAUAAUA
This is a messenger RNA of Fopius arisanus, 1405 nucleotides long. RefSeq names its product trans-2,3-enoyl-CoA reductase Sc2 (gene Sc2). The transcript is spliced from 6 exons. The coding region runs from base 370 to 1269 and encodes 299 amino acids. Lineage: Eukaryota; Metazoa; Arthropoda; Insecta; Hymenoptera; Braconidae. Gene Ontology annotation, biological process: very long-chain fatty acid biosynthetic process. The record is from RefSeq and is a predicted model, not a curated record. Gene Ontology annotation, molecular function: protein binding; oxidoreductase activity, acting on the CH-CH group of donors.